AUGUCUGGGGCGCAACACACCUACCCGUUCGACGGGCGUGGGGGGGAUCGCUUCGACGCCUUCUUUGGACUGCCCGCAGACCCCUCGACGUCGCCCUCCAGACCCAGACUGACUGGCCUCUCCCCACCAGCCUUCCCCGACUACUCGUCCACCGUCACUUCCGCCGCUCACUCCCUCUCCUCGGACAGUACCUUGGGUACCAACCUGGAUUCCCCGACACGGACCCCAGCUGCUCGCCCGAGUAUGCUGCAAAAGCCCAUAUUUCCCAUCCUCGAGAAUGCUGCCGGAGGUGCCACCGCCGACAACGUCGAGGAAAUGCAGAGCAACGAUCCUCUGGCCACCCAGAUAUGGAAGCUGUACUCGAAGCAGAAGUCGCAGCUCCCCAAUGCGGAGCGCAUGGAGAAUUUGACUUGGCGGAUGAUGGCCAUGAAGAUGCGCGAACGCAAUAAAGGGCAAGCCCAGAACAGCGAAAUGCGCCCGCCAUCAUCAACACCCCGCACCACCUUCACCACCCCUCCCAAGAGCGCACCGAGUGGAAUCGCGCAAUUGCGAAAGUCCGUGGACCAGCAAGCCCAGACGACGCGCCAGCCCGAUGCCAUGAAUCUCGACGACUUUAUCUUCCCCUCUUCCGUAGCUUCACCAGCCGGUCUGCCUCCCUCGCCGUCGAAUGAGGUGACACCCGCCGCUUCGAAUGCAACCGCGCCAGCGAUACCGAUAAGGAAGCCCAACCACUCCCACGACCAUGACUUUUCCCUCGCUCACGCCUCCGCUCCCCCUGUUCCUCCCGUCCAAAGGGAGCAAGAAUUCGGUUAUGUCCAGCGUCACGUUCGCAAGACCAGCAUUGACGAACGAAGGCCUCCCAAGCGGCGGGCAGAGACAUCGCCCCAAGUGCCCGCCGUCAACAGUAUCAUGAUACCCACCGACCCAGAGUCAGAGGCAGCGCUCCACUCGUACUCGCUCGAUCAAUCGAUGCCACCCCCCAACUUCCAAAACAGCCAGCCGCAAGUGCCUUAUACCAUUGACACCUUCCAGUUAAACGAAGACGCGGCCAUUACAUCCGCUGGCCCUUUCCAGCAGGAUUUCGGUUUCUCGCCCGUUGGCUCCCCUCUGAUCAACCAAAGCCAUGGCUUUAGCAGCAUGUAUAACCCGAACUCGAUCGCGUCGUCCCUGAACUCUACAGACUUCUAUUCUCCUCCUGGAUCCGCGUUCCAUUCCACCGUGUCCACACCGCAACCCAUCGCCGAAGACUCUACAAUGUACUUCGAUCGUAACGGGAUGGAUAUCCGUGGAGGUGGCGCUACAUAUGGCUCACAUCGACCGUCCAACCUAUCCAUGUCGAUGCAGCCGCAGUACGUCUUCAACCCAAAUGGCACGGGCGACUCCAUGUUCAGCGGUGUGGCAAAUGCAAACACGAGUGCAUCAUUUUCUGCGUCGAAUAUGCUUGCUCAACAAGGUCAUGUCAAUCCGUCCCAGGUGCUCCACAACAACCUGCCUUUCCGCCAGCAGGAGAAUCCUCCUGUGCCUCGACAUGAGAACAUGUUUACGUUCGGCGCCGAUUCUGACAAUGAGGAGGAAGACGGCGGCGCAUUCCCCGACAGGACCAUGCCGCCCCAGGCUGACUAUUCGCCCAUGGAGGAGUCGUCGCUGGAAUUCCCUUCCAGCUUCCAAUGGGAGACCAACCUCUCAAAUCAGUUCAACCCCACCCCAGCACGCUACCCAGCAGGACCUCCACGGAAAACCGUAACGAUUGGUGGCACUGAAAUGCUACCCUCACCGCAAGAUCACUGGAACCAGCUCGGAAGCCUUGGCCGGACGCAUGGUUCAGCUGCGUCUGUCAGCGAAAUACGGAAUCGUGGGAACGACCCCCGACGGCAAAAAAUACCCCGCACAGCCUCGACCCCCAACGCUGCUGCGCUCGCCCAGCAAGGCCUGCAUGGACGCCCGCAGUCGUCGGCAAGUACCCCUCCUGAAUCUGGCUUCAACUCCGCCGCGCCGUCCCGGCCACAAAGUCCUGGUGGAACCAAGCCGAGCGAGCAGAAUGCUCAACCGACCACUUGCACGAAUUGCUUUACUCAAACAACGCCGCUUUGGCGGCGCAAUCCGGAAGGCGCGCCUCUCUGCAAUGCAUGCGGCUUGUUCCUCAAGCUACAUGGUGUGGUGCGUCCGCUGUCGUUGAAGACGGAUGUGAUCAAGAAGCGGAAUCGUAACAACGGCUCCGGCGCCGUCGGUUCGACAUCUACGCGGUCAUCAAAGAAGUCAUCCAGGAAGAAUUCUCUGGCGCAAACCCCGGUUACUACGCCCACCUCUGGCAAGACCAGUCACGCGGACUCGGAGUCUCCCAAAUCGACAGGCUCAGUUAGUGUGGGACUUGCAAGUGCUCUUGCAGCGUCCGGUGCUGCAAAGAGCGGAGGCGUAGUUGCAAUCGCGCCUGGGCCUCCGAAAUCCCAACCCGCCACAACCGUCCAUGCCUCUCAGAAUCGCACACCAACAGCCUCUCUACCGAAACGCAACAGGGGCCAGAGCAAGAGCGGAGUUCCCGAGUUCGAGAUGGCCGAUGCCGAAGACACCAGUGGCAGGUUGUCGACGCCUGCCAGGAGCAAAGUGGACCCGAGGGUGCCAACAACCAACACCAACACUGUGCAGAACCUGAAUCUGGGCCCUCUCCCCAUGGGCGCAAUGGGGCAAGGUCUGCAGUCGGGCGGGCCCCAAGAGUGGGAGUGGUUGACGAUGAGUUUGUAG
This is a messenger RNA of Westerdykella ornata, 2739 nucleotides long. RefSeq lists its product as uncharacterized. The transcript has 3 exons. NCBI's taxonomy places the organism in Eukaryota, Fungi, Ascomycota, Dothideomycetes, Pleosporales, Sporormiaceae. Gene Ontology annotation, molecular function: DNA-binding transcription factor activity, RNA polymerase II-specific; zinc ion binding; RNA polymerase II cis-regulatory region sequence-specific DNA binding. The record is from RefSeq and is a predicted model, not a curated record. Gene Ontology annotation, biological process: negative regulation of transcription by RNA polymerase II; positive regulation of transcription by RNA polymerase II. Bases 1 to 2739 code for a protein of 912 amino acids.